UUUUUCAUAUGGAAUAAAAGUGAACUUACAUUAUUUAAUAGCCGUCAUCCACUUUAAAUAUUAUCCUCCUCCUCCUUGUGCGUCCAAUUCAUCCAGAUUCAACAAGAACUAAUGGGCAUGGCAGAUGCAAAACAAAGAUAUGCUGUUGUCACAGGUGCAAACAAAGGGAUAGGAUUGGAGACAGUGAAAGGGUUGGCCUCAAAUGGAAUCAAGGUGGUGCUCACAGCCAGGGAUGUGAAGAGGGGUUACCAAGCUGUUGAGGAAUUGAAGAGAGAAUUUGGUUUCUCUGACCUUGUGGUGUUUCACCAGCUUGAUGUCACUGACCCUUCUAGUGUUGCUUCUUUGGUUGAGUUUGUUAAGAUCAAGUUUGGGAGACUUGAUAUCUUGGUGAACAAUGCAGGAAUAAGUGGAUUCAAUACAGAUGGCAUGGUGCCAUCCAAAAUUAAUUGGAAGGAGUUACCUCAAACUUAUGAGAUGGCAGAAAAAUGCCUAACAACAAACUACUAUGGUGCUAAGGAAACAACUGAGGCAUUUAUUCCCCUUCUUCAGUUAUCCAAUUUACCCAUGAUUGUUAAUGUUUCCUCUGAAGCAGGAUUAUUAAAGUACAUAUCAAAUGAAUGGGCUAGGAGUGUGUUAGAUGACACUGAAAAUCUCACUGAAGAGCUAAUAGAUGAGGUGUUAAAGGAGUAUAUGAAAGACUUAGAUGAUGGUUUACUAGAGAAAAAAGGGUGGCCAACCUAUUUGUCUGCAUAUAUGGUCUCAAAAGCAGCCAUGAAUUCAUACACAAGGCUUCUGGCUUAUAGGCACCAAAAAUUGUGCAUCAAUUGUGUAUGUCCUGGUUCUGUUAAAACAGACAUUAACAGAAACACUGGCAUCUUAUCUGUUGAAAAUGGUGCUGCUAGUGUUGUGAGAUUAGCACUCUUGCCUAAUGGUUCCCCUUCUGGCCACUUCUUUACUCGGCAAGAAGUGUCCAGCUUUUGAACGAUUUUUAGGCUCUGGUUGGAUGAAGUUUUUCAUAAGUACUUACAGGAUAAGAAAAUAAGAAAGGAAAAAAAAUUAAAUUAGCUUCUUUUAUAAGCUAAAGUUAACUUACAUAAGUUAAUCUGUAAAAAAUUUCUUGUAUCAACUUCUCUAAAUGUUGAUUUUAACUUGUGUAUAACUCAAUUUUGGCUUAUAAAAGAAACGUAUUUCAUUUUUCUUUCUCAUUUUUUUCUUGUAUGAGUUUUAUAAAGAAGUUUAUCCAACCAGAAUUAAACCUGUGUCUUACAAUCUUGCAAAUCACAUGAGGAAAAAUGAUAGGAGGUGUGGUGUGUCUUGGAUGAAAUUGUUACCCUUCUAGUCUUUUUUGUCACAUUAUGGCAUGUGGGGAAAUGCAUCUAAGUUACUUGGCUAUUUUAACUUCUCACAUUGUUGGCGCUUCAAAUGGUCAAAUUCCAAAUUGCAAUGGUUUUUUGUACCAUCAUAUAUACCACGGCAUGAACCUUUCGGCUGUGAAGAAAUUGUCAACAUUAGGUCAUUACAAUGUUGGGCCUUGUCAAUUUGUCAUCUUAUUCAUGAAGAGUUCUAUUUGACUUCAAACUUUAAACACACGUGCAAUGGUAAAGCACUGUUGAUAGUGAAACAGCAAUGAUGGGUGUCAAGAAUUCCUGAUACGACAAAAGAAAACACAACAAUUGUAGCAGGACAUACCAUUAUUUAUGUAGGCUUUACCAAAUUUACUAUUUGUGUCACUCUCUUGUAACAUAAUUAAUAUUAUUGUUAUGAUAAUAUAACUUAUUAAUGUGAAAGGAUCCUUACAUUAAAAA
Molecule: messenger RNA, 1805 nt
Organism: Glycine soja
Lineage: Eukaryota; Viridiplantae; Streptophyta; Magnoliopsida; Fabales; Fabaceae
Product: (+)-neomenthol dehydrogenase-like
Exons: 5
Coding region: 112-981 (289 amino acids)
Cellular component (GO): membrane
Molecular function (GO): oxidoreductase activity, acting on the CH-OH group of donors, NAD or NADP as acceptor
Source: RefSeq, a predicted model, not a curated record